Messenger RNA from Pestalotiopsis fici W106-1, 2382 nucleotides. RefSeq lists its product as uncharacterized. Bases 1 to 2382 code for a protein of 793 amino acids. NCBI's taxonomy places the organism in Eukaryota, Fungi, Ascomycota, Sordariomycetes, Amphisphaeriales, Sporocadaceae. The transcript is spliced from 3 exons. The record is from RefSeq and is a predicted model, not a curated record.
AUGGGUUCAUCAGAGUAUUCAGUCUACACUGGCUUCUGGACCAACUGGACCGAUGGCAAGGUCAUGGGCGCAACCCUCACCCUCAACCGCUCUAAUGCCAACUUGCUGAUCGCCUUUCUCGCAUUCUUUCUCACCAUUGUCACUACUCGACUCUGGGCCAUCAUCUCAUUCAUUAUCCAUAUCAAUCUAUCCAGUCCAGAUCCUAGAGAUGCAUUACAUCACCAGCGCCAAGCCCUGCUUCGCAACAAUGGCGGUCCGAUGGGUGCCUCAUUGUCCUUGAUUAAGCUUGCUUGGAUGUGGAGGAAGAGUACGGGGACAUACCGCAGAGUUUUGCCACUUUUAUUGGGUGCUCUUCUUCUCGCUCUUGGCUUUGCUGUAGCCGCGGGUUUCUCGUCUAGGGUCAGUCGAGGGAGUGAAGUACUUCUGCUCCCUAAAAGUUGCGCGUUAUAUUAUCCUCCAAACGACAUGAUUUAUCGCUCUAAUUAUCUAGAUUGGCAAUCUAUAAUGGACACGGAAGCAGCUAGCUACGCCCAGUCAUGCUACUCAAACGUGUCCACAAACUCGGCAUCUAGCUGCAUCAACCAUCCCUAUGUCCAACAACGACUCCCAGUCACGGUGGAUUUUCAGGCGCCUUGCCCAUUUGACUCGGAUUUGUGCGCAUUGAACACGCCUGGAAUGAUUCUAGACUCUGGGAGACUCGAUUCGCAUGAGCAUUUCGGAAUCAAUGCGCCUCCGGGACAGCGAUUCCAGUUCCGUCGAGUUCUGCAUUGCGCACCGCUAAGGGCGGCCGGCCACACUGACACUUUUGAGUACACGACAAACACUUCGUUCACGAGAUAUUUCUUUGGAGAAACAGACGCUACAAAGUACACCUACGAGUAUCCUAGCGUGAAUAACAUUGUCGACAUGACCAUGAAUGGCGAUAAUGAUACCCGCUGGAGGAAUAGCGACUACAACUUGAAACUGAAUUACGCCUUUCCUCAUAAUGGAUCACUCGAUACACCUGUGGCAACAUGGUCAUUCCGCCCGCUGCCAGGGCUCUAUAAGGAAGAUGCCGACAUGAUGCUCAUCUUCUUGAGUCCCAACCAGGUCCAAUUUCAGUACCCUACCGCGGAUCCAUGGUACAAUAACUCGCAGACGUCCAUUAGCUAUAAGAUGGAUUUAUUUGAAGGGGGUGAGUCCUUUGAGGCCGAGUGGUGGUAUGCCGCUGAGCCAGCAUCGCCACUGGCUUGCCACCAACAGUCGCAGUGGUGUUUUGGGAACGGCGCUGAGGCGAAAUGUACACCACUUGCGCCCAUCAGCGACUUGCCGUCUUACGCGCGAAACAUAACGGAUAGAUCAAGUUAUAAUCGAGCAGGCUGGGUGGACAGCAUCUUCAACACCCAAGGCAACUCGGAAUUUCCAUCCAUUGCCAAGACACUUGGAAGUAAAUCGCUUACGUCGCGCUUUGCUUUGAACUUGGGGCGGCAAGGCACACUCACCGCUAAUCAAUGGCAACACGAUGUUGGCUUUUGGUACGAUUCGAUGCUGGCAAGAUUGCAACAAGCAAUCGUUCGGACUGUCAUGGGCGAUAUCCCGGACGAGCCAGAGUUCAUCAAACCGGCCAAGACGGACGAGGCGCGCUCCAUCUGUGCAAACCAGAAAGUUAUUGACUUGGUUCAUGUAUCUUUGAGCGUGUUUGGCCUUGCAUUCAUCUUCGUGUCUGGGCUCUUGAUCAUUAUCAUAUCCUAUAUCCUUGAACCGCUGACCCGUUGCGCCGGUCGACGUCUGGGUAAGAACUCGUAUGCCCGACUCGAAUGGUACUCAACGGGAGUCUUCCAACUGCAACGUAUGGCACACGAGGCCCUUGGAGUCGGGGACUGGGACUAUUGCGGGGACGACAUACCUACCACGGCUGCUGGAACGACGCUCGCUUUGCUCGAUAUUUCGGAUGAGAAUCACCCGUUCUUGAAAGCCGACACGGCUCGAAAUGUUCAGAAUGCCGCUAAAACAACUGAAAAGCCAUCACACACUGUUCAAAGUACCGAGACAAUGGUUGUGGCUGCAGAUACAGUAGACAGUCAGCGUGGGUCGCAAGAGUUGAACAGCAAAGAGGUUGCCAGCACCGGAAAUACAGACAGACCAACAUCGGAUAAUGAGGACCCCUCAAGAAUAUUGGAUCCGCCGGCGCUACAAAUGCCGUCAUCCUCAAGACUUGCUUCAGCCACAGAUGGCGAAUUGCAUUGGAAUGGUAAUGAGGCUCUCUCAAUAUCGGAUUCACACAUGACAACCGACCGCCGUAGUGGACUGUCGCCACAAUCAAAUUCACCGUCAACAAUACCGCAGAUCUCUUUCGAGCUAUCGCCAACCCGGUCGUCAGCUGAAGAUUUUGCACUGGCAUAG